UCUCUCUCAACUCUUAAACAUCUGCAAUCGCCAUCGAUUAGAUCCGUAGAUGAACGGCGCAUUAGGUGGUAACUCAUCCGCCUCCGUCAGCGGUGGCGGAGAAGGAGCGGGAGGACCUGCGCCUUUCCUGGUAAAGACGUACGAGAUGGUAGAUGAUUCGUCGACGGAUGAGAUUGUAUCGUGGAGCUCCAACAACAACAGCUUCAUCGUCUGGAACCAUGCUGAGUUUUCACGCCUCCUUCUCCCAACCUACUUCAAGCACAACAACUUCUCUUCCUUCAUCCGCCAGCUCAAUACCUAUGGAUUCCGGAAGAUUGAUCCGGAGAGGUGGGAGUUUUCGAAUGACGAUUUUCUCAAAGAUCAGAAGCAUCUUCUCAAGAACAUACACAGAAGGAAGCCUAUACACAGCCACAGUCAUCCGCCUGUUCCGUCCUCCGUGGAUCAAGAAAGAGCCUCCCUGCAAGAGCAGAUGGACAAGCUCUCACGUGAAAAAGCUGCCAUUGAAGCCAAGCUUUUGAAGUUCAAACAGCACAAGUCCACCGCGAAGCAUAGCUUAGACGAAAUGGCUGAGCAUGUUGACGAUAUGGAGAGGAGGCAAGAGAAGCUGAUGAGUUUCUUGGAGACGGCCAUACGGAAUCCUAAUUUUAUCAAGAACUUUGGCCGUAAAGUCGAGGAGCUGGAUGUUUCAGCGUACAGCAAAAAGCGGAGGCUCCCUCAAGUUGAGCAAUCAAAGCCACCUUCAGAAGAUUCUCAUUUGGAUAAUAGCAGUGGUAGCUCGAGACCCGAGUCUGGAAACAUUUUCCAUCAGAACUUCUCAAGUAAAUUGAGAUUAGAGCUCUCUCCUGCUGUUUCGGAUAUGAAUAUGGUUUCACACAGUAUACAAAGCUCCAAUGAAGGGGCGAGUCCCAAGGCAGGAAGUGAUCCAAAACUUUCACAAGCGAGAAAGGAAGGCUUACCAUUUACACCUGAAGCACUAGAGCUUGCGGAUACUGGGUCAUGCCCUGGGAUAUUACUGUUACAUGAAGACACUAUCGCGGAGCCCUUGCAGCAGAGGAUAACAUCUUCAGAGGAGACUGAUGGUAGCUUUUCAUGUCAUUUGAAUCUUACUCUGGCUUCUGCUCCAUUACCAGACAAGACAGCUUCCUUGAUGGCUAAGACAACUCAUAAAAGUCAGGAGAUUGGAAGAGUUACCGAGUUAAACUUCAACGCAGUAGAAACAAGUGCAAUUGAGAAAACCCGGGGUCAGCAAGAGGUUGCAGGUGGAGGAGGUAAACAAGGAAAUGCAGCACCUCCGGCUAGAGUGAAUGAUGUAUUCUGGGAACAGUUCCUAACAGAAAGGCCAGGGUCUUCAGAUAACGAGGAGGCAAGUUCCACUUAUAGAGCAAACCCAUGUGAAGAGCAGGAGGAGCAAAAAAAUGGGCAUAUGAUGUCACAUAAUACGAAGAAUAUCGAGCAGCUGACCCUAUAAAGUAAAGAAACGGUAAUAUCAACGAUACCACUCUGGUUUUAGUAUAUGUAUGGCUGAGUAAGUAUUGAUAUUGGACUGAAACAGCUUCUAAAGAGUAAGUAGCCUUGGUGAAACGUAUGUAUCUCUCACCUGUUUUUGUUUCUAGACUUGUAAUUGACUGUAAAUUUAAGAAAUAUUGACUUGAUAGUUUUGCUCUUUUGUCUUCUUUUGCAAUUCUCACCUAACGUUGGCGUUUCCUCAACAACUAAACCAAUUUA
Molecule: messenger RNA, 1725 nt
Organism: Eruca vesicaria subsp. sativa (arugula)
Lineage: Eukaryota; Viridiplantae; Streptophyta; Magnoliopsida; Brassicales; Brassicaceae
Source: the annotation of a GenBank genome assembly